AUGUGUGUAUAUAUAAAGCCCCAGCUGCGCUCCUCUUUGGGGGGUUCUUGUGUGGUGCGGUAUCGUGCGCAUAUUGUGAUUUCUGAUAUAUCUCAGUGGUAUUAUAUUUAUAUCGUAUACCAUCCAGCACACAUCACACAUCACAGACAUCUUGUCUACCUUGUUCUUUUGGUUGGUUUUUCCUUGUUCCUUGCGUUGUCCAUCAGGCCGAGGGGGGACAUAGAUGUGUGUUCAUAUCCUGCUUGCUGCUACGAUGUCGCCGCUGUAUGAUGAUUGCAAGAACGACUCUAGUGGCGGUGGUGGUGGUGGUGCUUCUGCUAGUGCUGCUGCUGGUGCUGCUGCCGCACCACCGAUAACAUUCCGCUUCGCCCCCGACGGCAAACACAUCGCCGCGCUCAACGCCACAGGGCAGCGCCUCGCACUAUUCGCAUACUCGAAACACAGCGUCACGCGCAUCAUGCCUGCGGCCGAGCCCGGGGCAAGCGCGCAGGAAGCACAGCGCCGCGAAAUCUGCACUUCCAAGCACUCCCUACUCUCCGGGACGACGACGCUACACAUCCACGGGCGCGAAGUCAAAGUACGGCAGUCGUGGGAGGGGCUGCGGGAUGGGCGGGAUAUCGAGCUGCCUGGCGGGACGAUGUUGGAGUGGCGGGCGGGGAGUGGUGGAGUUGAGGAGUUGAGGGAUGCGGAUGGGACGCUGCUUGCGCGGGGGAGGAAGCCGGGGGUUUUUGGAGGGAGGAAGGGGUGUGAUCUGGGGGCGUAUGGACGGGCGUGUGGCGAUGAGUUUCUGCUUGAUUUGGUGUUGUGCUCGUGGGUUUGUGCGGUGGUGAAGGGGGGGAAGGCGGAAAAGGAUGCUGACGACGAUGAGGAAGAAGUGAAGGCGAUGGCGGAGGUGUUUGGGGCGUUGGCGGGGGUGGUUGAUGGAUGAAAGGGGGUUUUGAAAUUUAGUAUUGGAUUGGGGCGUGUGCGAGGGCGGCUUGGGUGCGUAGAGCGUCGAAUGUGAGGAGGAAUUUGCUGGAUAUGCCAAAGGGUGCGUGCGAGUGUGGUGUCCAGUGUUUUUCCCAGGCUUGUUGGAUGGCGGCGCGGC
Pseudovirgaria hyperparasitica is the source of this 1087-nucleotide messenger RNA. RefSeq lists its product as uncharacterized. The transcript has a single exon. NCBI's taxonomy places the organism in Eukaryota, Fungi, Ascomycota, Dothideomycetes, Acrospermales, Acrospermaceae. The record is from RefSeq and is a predicted model, not a curated record. The coding region runs from base 224 to 928 and encodes 234 amino acids.